Cinclus cinclus is the source of this 1143-nucleotide messenger RNA. RefSeq names its product neudesin neurotrophic factor (gene NENF). The transcript has 4 exons. Lineage: Eukaryota; Metazoa; Chordata; Aves; Passeriformes; Cinclidae. The record is from RefSeq and is a predicted model, not a curated record. Gene Ontology annotation, cellular component: membrane; endomembrane system. The coding region runs from base 9 to 527 and encodes 172 amino acids.
UCCGCGCCAUGGCGGGCGCUGCGGCCCUGCUGCCCUGCCAGCCGCUUCUGCUGCCGCUCCUGCUGCCGCUGCUGCCGCUGCUGCCGGCCGCCAGCGCCGAGCCCCAGCUGCGCUUCAGGCCGCCGGCCGAGGCCCCCGUACGGCUCUUCACCGAAUCCGAGCUGGCCAGAUACGACGGGCACCAGGAAGGACAGCCCAUCUACCUGGCAGUGAAGGGAGUAGUGUUUGAUGUCACCUCUGGAAAAGAAUUUUAUGGAAAAGAUGCCCCAUAUAAUGCUUUGGUUGGAAAAGAUUCAACAAGAGGAGUUGCAAAGAUGUCUCUGGAUCCAGCAGAUCUUACACAUGACACAACAGGACUCACAGAGGAGGAACUGAAGUCCCUGGAUGACAUCUUCAAUAAUGUUUAUAAAGCCAAAUAUCCAAUUGUUGGCUAUACUUCUCGGCGAAUUCUGAAUGAGGAUGGCAGCCCCAAUCUGGACUUUAAACCUGAAGAUCAGCCACAUUUCAGCAUUAAAGAUGAGUUUUGAGGAACAUUUUUGUACCUAGAGGAUGCCUGGGAAAAGGCACAGUAGAAUAUUAAAUUAAUUCCCUGUGUUGUGGAAUUCAUUACUGCAAUUAACUGCCAUGAAUCAUUACUCUGCUCAGAACAUGUGUGUGUGUACACACAUAGCAUAGAGGAAACAAACAGGUCCAUAGUAGUGCCAUUCACCUGGGCUGUUUGCUGGGAAUUUCUGGAAUUAAUUAGCCUGCAAAUUCUUUCUGCCAGGAUUUCUCUGUUAAGAAGUGUACAGUGUAAAAUUGCAUUCCUUAAAAGAGAGAAGAAAGCUUUCAAUAAUUGAAAUAUGACUGGUCUUUUUAUAAAUCCCAAGUCGUUUCCCACUCCUUGGAAAAGUGUGAAUGAAUUAUUUGGACAAGCUAACAUCAGUUCUCUGUGCCUCAUGUGAAUGUAGGUAGCACAAGUAUAGACAGGUGCAAAGAGGCUUACAUUUUAAAAAGCAUUUUGGAAUUUAAUAUUUGAUGAGAUAUGCAGCCACUCAGUCUCCUCAAAUGCAGUUACUGUGGAGUGCUUCUGCAAAGCCUACAGCUGUAAACUGAGAAAAAUAAAUCUUUUUUCCCCCCAUGAGGACUACUGUGACAUUUUAA